CGGAUGCGCAGCCUAAUUGUUGAGACAGGAAAAUUUUGCUUGCGGAGGACUUGAGACUUGUUGCUCUUUUGUUGUAUUGCAGACAUGUACAUACAUAUGUGUGUAUGUAUGUAUAUGCAUGGCAUAAGAAAGAUAUUGUGAAGAGAGAAACCGAUCCCGGCAAGUAAGUUGGGAAAGAGGUGGAAUUCUAUUCUAUGAUACAAACAAAUUUAAAUAAACUGAACAAGGAAAAUUUAUGAAUAUUGAUCAAGGCGAAAUGGACUUCUACAAUGAUUUAUCAACUGUUAUUCACAGUCCUGCAUCGACUAUGUAUGAUGACAAUGAAUUUAAUAGUGCCCCAGAAAUCAGGACACAUAUACUGGGAAAAAAAGCAGAUGGCUUUACAGAAAUGUCGUAUAUAAAUACGGUCACACCACCCAUGACGACGCCUCCGUUAACUCCACAUCCACCACAGCCUACAAUGCCCUUAAUAUCAGAUUUGUUAAGCUGUAACAAAGAUGUGGAAAGCAUAGUUCCUCCUCCGGGGUUUUGCCUCAGCAUACCAUGUUUUUUAUGCAAGCUACCUUUCUCAGAUAUUGAGAGCCUGAAAGUUCAUCUUCAGGAUCAUUUAGAGAAGUCCCAGGAACCGGCUGACUCAACUUGGAUCGCUUGCAAGCUGUGUGGCAGAGGAGUUCGGUCGGAAUCGGAGCUACAAUUACACCACAAGCGCUAUCACGAGCUACAUGUUAGUCAGAAUCGGGCGCAGAACAAAUCUCUGCGAACAGAGAUACAAUCUCAGACUCAGGCACAAGUGCCGACACAAAAGCAGACGAAAGUGCACACAAAGGAGCGGUCACAGGAUGACAGGCCCUUUAAGUGUAAUAUCUGCAAAAAGGCGUACAAGGUCAAAGGGUUUCUGCGCAACCAUAAAAAAACCGCCCAUUCGGAUGAUUUGGAAUCGCAAUCCUCCAAGGAAUCCAAUACCGUUUUAACCACGGCCUUAUGGAAUGCUGUGGCUGCAGCCCAGUAUAAUCCAGCAUAUGAAUCCGUUGCAAGGUAUGUGCCGCCUGAUCAGCCGACAUCUCACAAACUUGAUCCAUGCUUAUUACCACCACCAAAGAAAAAAUUCGCACCGCGGUCGCCAUUCUUUAAUCGAAAUCUUUGGCUACCAAUCGAUGCCUGCCUAUAAGCCGUGAUAGUUGUGAGAGGCUGAUAAGGAUAAUAUGACUGUUAAACUAUAAAUAAUUUUUAAUGAUAACUUUUAAGAUACCGGAUUAAGUUUUGCUAUCAAACCAUUUAUUCUUACAAAGAUUUAUGAAAUCUAUAAAAUAUUUUAUUUUAUAAAGCCUUCGA
Scaptodrosophila lebanonensis is the source of this 1332-nucleotide messenger RNA. RefSeq lists its product as uncharacterized. The transcript is spliced from 4 exons. The record is from RefSeq and is a predicted model, not a curated record. Bases 236 to 1168 code for a protein of 310 amino acids. Gene Ontology annotation, molecular function: chromatin insulator sequence binding. Gene Ontology annotation, biological process: regulation of transcription by RNA polymerase II. NCBI's taxonomy places the organism in Eukaryota, Metazoa, Arthropoda, Insecta, Diptera, Drosophilidae. Gene Ontology annotation, cellular component: chromosome.